AUGGGAUCCAUCUCAGAAGCUCCAAGCUUCCAACAGAAGCGGCAAACGACUUCAUUAUUCUCGAGCCUUCCAUCAACUCCACUCGACGAGCCCUUUUCCGUCAAUGGCGCGUAUAUCCAAGACAGCCAUCCGCACAAAGUCAACCUUGGAAUAGGGGUCUAUCGCACUGAAUAUGGGGCGCCAUGGCCUCUGAGGGUUGUGGAAGAUGCUGAAAAAGAGCUCUACGAUGCGAAGAAUGUCAGCAGACAUGAAUACCUUGCCAUCCAAGGCGAUCGUGAGUUCCUUCAACUCGCAGCUGACCUUGUAUUUGGAUUUGAAAAUGGCAAAUCUAGUGAUCCAGCCAUGGUAGAAGAUCAAAGAAAGCGGGUCGUCUCGGUACAGACUGUCUCCGGAACAGGAGCGAACAGACUCGGUGCAGAAUUGCUAGCUCGCAAUAUUCGACCAGGAUGUGUUUGGGUUCCAGAUCCCACAUGGGCUAAUCAUCAUACAAUCUGGGAACUUGCUGGGGUCGAAAGGAAAACCUAUCCAUACUACGAUAGUGUUUCUCAAUCUUUCAAUUUUGAAGGCACAAUUCGAACCUUGUCAGAGUCCGCACGUAAGAACGACAUUGUGAUUCUCCAUGCCUGCGCACACAAUCCCACUGGUGCGGACCCAAGCAAAGAGCAGUGGGAAGCGUUAGCCAAGUUGUGCAAUGCGAAAGGCCUGAUUCCCUUCUUUGAUCUUGCUUAUCAAGGCUUCGCGUCUGGAGAUGUCAAUAAGGACGCAUGGGCUAUACGCCGCUUCUUCAAUGAUACGCAUACGCCGGAGUUUUGUGUGGCUCAAUCAUUUUCUAAGAACUUUGGCUUAUAUGGACAAAGAGUGGGAGCUUUACAUGUUGUCACUCGUCCCGCAGUGCACGAGGUGACCGAGGAACUCCGGGCAAAUCUAUGUCAUCUGAUUCGUGGAGAGUAUUCCAUGGCACCAAGAGGCGGUGCGGAGAUAGUGCGAACUGUGUUGGCAGACGAGAGACUCCGUGAGAGAUGGUUUGAAGACCUCACCACGAUGAGCCAAAGAAUCCAGCGCAUGAGGCACACCCUAUACAACGAAAUGCUAAGACUGAAAACACCUGGGGACUGGAAGCACAUUGUGAGCCAGAUUGGUAUGUUCACAUAUAUCGGGCUAUCUGAGCCACAAGUCUCUGCGAUUCGGGAGAAAUAUCACAUUUACAUGUUGAAAUCCGGUCGAAUCUCAAUUUCUGGACUCAAUGAAGGUAACGUUGAAUACGUCGCUCAGGCGAUCGAAGACGUCGUUCGUACCAUAAAGUAAAGGCCAUCAUUUGGACCUUCAUUAUUGGUCGCAAAGCUCAUACACUGGUGCAAGAAUUGCCUUGAUGGACCGAAUGAGAAUUCACCUUGCACGAUAGACGGACGGCAGGCAUUCUAUUGGACUUUGAAUUGUUGGUCCAUAGGGACGGAACGCUUUUGAUAGAUUUUCUUGGAGAGGAUGGAAACCGACGAGAGCCUGGGUGCAUACCUAAGGACUUCAACCAUAAGACUUGACCAGCCUAUUCCCUUACUGUUUAUAUUGAUUGUUCAACAUUGUAUAUGAAGAGGGGCCGAUCAUGCGCGCUCCUUCUGAUCGCGUGACACUGUCUCUUGAGUCAUGAAUUUCAAGCUCGUGUAAGGCAGCUCUGGCCUUGUUG
This is a messenger RNA of Penicillium brasilianum, 1681 nucleotides long. The record is from the annotation of a GenBank genome assembly. NCBI's taxonomy places the organism in Eukaryota, Fungi, Ascomycota, Eurotiomycetes, Eurotiales, Aspergillaceae.